Aspergillus ibericus CBS 121593 is the source of this 4240-nucleotide messenger RNA. RefSeq names its product SH3 domain protein. Gene Ontology annotation, molecular function: protein binding. Lineage: Eukaryota; Fungi; Ascomycota; Eurotiomycetes; Eurotiales; Aspergillaceae. Bases 314 to 3943 code for a protein of 1209 amino acids. The transcript is spliced from 4 exons. The record is from RefSeq and is a predicted model, not a curated record.
UCCCUUUCCCUUGUCUUACCUCCUAAUUCCUGCUUUGGCGGACAUUGUUGUCCCCGGAUUGCAGUCCACCAGGCUGACAUAUUACUGUUGUUAUUUUUCCUGCCUCCGAAGCAUACCUCCUUAGCCUUCCCGCUGUCAAAGCAUAUCUGCAUUCUGCUGCACAUGUCUCUGCAUUAGAUAGUCUUCAGUCUAGUGCUCCACCACCUGCAAUUAUUGUUCUGCCGUGUCAUUUUCGUUCCGCCAGCCUCGCCCUCGCUCCGUCCCUCAUCCCCCUCUUCCCCCACGUCCUCCGUGACAGGCCCCGGCUUGCCAGAUGUCCAGUCCGCCAUUUACGGUCAAAGCGGUCUUCGAAUACACUUCGAGCCACGAUGACGACCUCAACUUUUCGAUCGGCCAGAUCAUAACCGUCACGGCGGAGGAAGAUGCGGAAUGGUACUACGGUGAGUAUACCGACGACUCGGGGCACAAGCAAGAGGGUAUUUUCCCCAAGAACUUUGUGGAAAGAUACGAACCUCCGGCUCCUCCGAGGCCGACACGCCCAAGCAGACCGAAGAAGGAAGCCGAUGUGGCCCCGCCCCCCGAGCCCGCUGUCGCUGUCGAGCCCCCUGCGCCUGAGCCUCCCCGCGCACCAGAGCCGGAAGUAGAGGAAACACCUGCCCCUGUGCCUCAGCUUCCUCAAUCGCCGCCUCCUGCUCUAGCGUCACCUAUUCGCGAGUUUCCAUCUCCCCCGAAGCCGGCACCUGCCCCGGUUGCUGCCCCCGUUCCUCAGCCCCCUCCAAGUCAAAUCAGUGAACCAGCUCCGAAACCAUCGACCAAGCCCCCACCUCCCGCUGUUGCUGAGAAGCCGACUGGGUCGUCGUUCAGGGAUCGCAUUGCAGCCUUCAACAAGCCCGCUGCACCGCCAAUUGCACCCUUCAAGCCAGGUGGUUUGAGCGCUCAGAACUCUUCCUUCGUCAAAAAGCCGUUCGUUGCGGCACCUCCAAGUAGAGAUGCCUACGUACCCCCGCCCCGGGACCCUCCCCGGAAGAUCUACAGAAGGGAGGAGGACCCAGAAGUCCAAGAGCGUGCUGCGAGAGAACCCCCCGUUUCCGAAACCCGGCCACUGUCGAGCGGAGGAGCCGAGGAAGGAGCCGAGGAUCAGCCCAAACCGACAAGCUUGAAGGAGCGGAUUGCUCUGCUACAGAAGCAGCAGAUGGAACAAGCUGCUCGUCACGCCGAAGCCGCCCAGAAGAAGGAGAAAGCCAAACGUCCCCCAAAGAAGCGUCUCGAGUCUCAUGAAGAAGCUAUGCCCGCGGAGGACAUUGCGGCCGAGGCAACUGCAACUGCCGAGCCUGCAAGAGACCAUAGUGUUGAUACUUUGAAGGCUGGUCACCCUCCGGUUCCACAGGCAGCCAUGCCUCCCCCACCUGUGCAGGAGCUGGCCAGCGAUGCCAAUGACGCCGAUGACUCGGCUGCUGCUGAUACGGAGGAUGCGGAAGAGACGUCUACUAGCAAGGAGGACUAUGACGAGCGUGCCCGUGCGGAGACUCAACACGAAGCUCAAGCCGAAUCUCAACGGAUAGAGGAGCAAGGUGAAGAACAUGAGGCCCCCGUUGACGAAGUGGAACAGGAAGAAGAGGAGGCAGAGGAGGAAGAAGAAGAAGAAGAAGAAGAGAUAGACCCCGAAGUCAAGCGCAAAAUGGAGCUCCGGGAAAGAAUGGCCAAGAUGAGCGGUGGAAUGGGUAUGAUGGGCUUCUUCGGACCUCCUGGUGGUAUGCCAGCUCCUCGCAAGCCGAAGGCACCCGUUGAAGCGGAGAGGCCAUCAGGGGAGUACGAGAGAGCAGGCCCAACUGCUGCGCCUCCAGUUCCCAUCAUGGCUCUACCGGGAAUGAAUGUGGCCAAGCCUACUGCUACCCCAAGCGUGGAAAAGGAGGAAGAAGAGACCCUGCCGAGUCCUGUGACCGAGCAGCGUCCCCCGCAUGAGGUUCCUGAUGUCGAGGAUGUUGUAGAGGAGGAGCCUCCUCGACGCAUGUCGACCGAUAGGCCACCUGCGCCCCUAGAACGCGCGGCUCCUCCGCCUCCACCUCUCGAAACACGACCGGUGCCACCCCCUCCCCCUCACGAUGCGCCUUUGUCUCCUCCGCCUGUGCCAGGACAUCAAAUGAUUCCUCCUACCAAGAGCGUCGGGCCUGCUGACCCGGGCGAGGAAUCGGAUGAUGAGCUGUCAAUACAUGCUAGAAACUUGUCUUUGAAUGCUGCGGCGGCCGACCAGCCCUCAAACCAGCCUAUUCCGGCACCCCCGAUCCCCGAUCACCUCGAUUCUCGCCGCUCAUCGACAUACGAGAUUAUAUCUCCGAGAUCACCGACUCUCCCCGCUGAUAAGAGACUCAGCCGCCCUCCUCCGCCAGUUCCAGGGAUUCCCCCGGUGCCCGCUCAGGCUCGACAAGCUCCCCCACCACCUCCCGCCAAUAUCCGCCGUAGGUCAACCACCGACAGUCGGACCAGCAUGACUUCACAGUCCCGCCAAGCUGGCGAGGAGGUAGAAGGCGAAGUCACCGAGUAUGAUGGCGACUAUGACACGGAUAUCGCAUCUGGCGCCAAGUACAAGGAUGCACUCAAAGCGCAUGGACGUGAUUCCAGCUUCGAUGAAGGGACGAUGGCCGACGACCAUUCUCUUCAAUCUCCUCGGAGCCCACCGCAGAGUCGCCUUCCUCCUCCCCCUCCCCCUAAUGCUCCCCGGGCAGUCCCGCCUCCGCCUCCCAUCCAGCCCCCAAGAAGUGCGGGCAGGGCCUCGGUGGAGUCCCCUAGGGGGCCCCCUCCUCCGCCUCCACAUCGCGAAUUGUCCUACGGCCGUGAUGAGGAUGAAUAUGACCCGUACCGUUAUUCCGCUCCACAGCAUGGAUUGCCUACUCCAAGGGCGCCUCCCCCUAUGCCCGCUGGGCCGCCGCAGCUACCGCCCGCAAUCCCGACCCAGGCUGCGGAAGAAGAGUCAGACGAUUUCUAUGAAGCGUCGCCGGUGCUAUCACAGCCCGAGGCUUCUACCGGCCAUCAAUCUGAAAAGCGUGCCUCGAUGGCGCCCCCGCCUCCCACGUUGCCUCCACCCACACCGCGAAGCAACCGUGCGUCGCUGGAUAUCCCGAGAGCGCAGCCGAGCAUGCGGCGAUCCAUGGAUGUCGCUCGCCCGUCCAUCGACCAAGGAUACAUCGCCACGGACGUUGACUUGGCAGAGAACACACUCUGGUGGACUCAGCAUCACACUCCUCCGCCGGUAUUCCAGAACCGCCGGGACGUCCUGCUGGAAUUCGAGGAGUCCAAUUCUUCCAAGCGAGGCGGCAAGACUAUGGUGACCAAGGACAUCUACGUCCUUUUCAUCGAUCACUCGCAAACGGUGAUCACGGUGAGCUUCGAUCCUCGCAAUCCCACCGACGCCGCCUUCGAGCAGCGUCACGAGGCUCCUCCCAUUCAACCUCGCCAGGACCAACUCGAGAACGCCCAUCUGCAGAUCGGCACUCGCAUUGCGUCUGCUGUCAAUGCCAUCCAGAACACGACGGUUGCGGAUGGCACUCCGUUUGGGCUUGUGCAGCACUUACUCAGUCCCUUGUCAGAUGCUCUCCUGCCGGUAGGCACGCGCGCCUAUGGUGCAUUGGUGUACUCGAAUCUGGCCAAUGCGUCGGUGCAGCAGAACGACGAGAUCCGCGCGGGCGAUAUCGUCAGCUUCCGCAAUGCGCGCUUCCAGGGACAUCGCGGCACGAUGCACCAGAAGUACAGUGCGGAGGUCGGCAAGCCAGACCACGUGGGUGUUGUGGUUGACUGGGACGGCACAAAGAAGAAGAUCCGUGCGUGGGAGCAGGGUCGUGAGAGCAAGAAGGUCAAGGUGGAGAGCUUCAAGCUGAACGACCUGCGCAGUGGCGAAUGCAAGGUAUGGCGGGUGAUGCCGCGCAGCUACGUGGGCUGGGAGAAAUAAGCAGCAAGGGUUCGGUCUAGCUGGGUGAGGGACAGGUGGAAUCUCCUCUUUCUUGGUGUCCAUGGACCAACAAGGCCCGAGGGACAGCCAGGCAGUGAGCUGGAUGAGUAAAUGAUUUGAUUCUGGUAUAUCUAAUUGUUACAUGAUGCAGGGGCUCUGUCACACUUGUGUGAAGUGCUCCGAUCUUACAUUCUGUUGUAUGUACCUAUGUUUACCAUUGUGCUUAAUCUACUGCCGAUGGAUGUUGUUAUUAUUAGGCAUGGUGCGUGAUUGCCAAUUUAUUGUGAUAUAUGUAUA